AGGGAAACUGCAACAAAAGCAAAGGUUCGUUGAAUAUUUAGGUGCAGUUUAACUUUGAAGUUAAUUGUUUUUUGGUGAAACAUUUUGGAACGAUUUCUUUCUGUAAAGAUGGCUUACUCCAACUUUAUUUCAUUAUUGAUUAUUUUAAUUGUAUUCAGUAAUGUGCACAGUGCAAGAGUUAUGAGAGCUGAUGAUGACUUAAUACAGAUGGAGAGGAAAACACGCAGCGUUGUGGGUGUUGCAUACGUUGUCAAGUCCCUUUCUAGCGAUAUUACUUAUUUGUCUGCCAAGACGACAUGUAAAGCUGAUGGAAAACAAUUGUGUCCUUCUUUUGUCAUUUGUCGAGAUGGUAAAUAUCCAGUUGGACCAGUAAGGUUUGGUGAUCAUUGGACUCCUGUUAAAGACGCAUAUAACCAAUGGCUUCAAAUUGGCAAUAAUGGUCCUCAUAAGACAUGCAUACUCCAUUCUUCAGUAGGAUAUCUUCCUUCAUGGGGAACUCAAACAUCACGAUAUGCAUUUAAGGGAUAUGUAUACUGCUGUACUCCUCUCCUGUAAAAUAAAAAAGUUGAUGCUUAUUUUCUAUGAAAUUUCUUUCGUUAUACUUUAUAUAGUUGUAUCUCAUUUUGUGCACUGGUAGUGUUUAAAAUAAAUUCUAAUGUUUUUUUUCUCUCUUCAA
Molecule: messenger RNA, 676 nt
Organism: Xenia sp. Carnegie-2017
Lineage: Eukaryota; Metazoa; Cnidaria; Anthozoa; Malacalcyonacea; Xeniidae
Exons: 4
Coding region: 109-555 (148 amino acids)
Source: RefSeq, a predicted model, not a curated record